This is a messenger RNA of Corvus hawaiiensis (hawaiian crow), 465 nucleotides long. It is a transcript of the gene CIMIP3, whose product is annotated as GUCA1A neighbor. Lineage: Eukaryota; Metazoa; Chordata; Aves; Passeriformes; Corvidae. The transcript has 2 exons. The coding region runs from base 1 to 465 and encodes 154 amino acids. The record is from RefSeq and is a predicted model, not a curated record.
AUGGACAGAGAACCAGCUCGUGCCAAUGACGACAAGGGCAGCUGGGGGUGGCAGGGCCAGCAGAGCGUCCUGCAGAGCCCGGCCGUGCUCCAGGCAGCAGAGGUGGCUAAAACACCAGAAGCCCCUGGCAAAGACCACACAAGACCCGAGGGAAUGGAGAAGGCCAAAGCAAUGCCAGAGGUCACCAACACACCUCCCAUGCCGAGGAACCGACCGCCUCCAGCUCCUCCUCUGGGCUCUCGCUUUGUCCCGUUUGUUGCCCACACCGGGGGCCGUCCCCUCGGCUCCUUCGACUUCGUCUUCUACCGCCCAGAGUGCUCCAACUCCCUGGCCCCCUUCUGCACCAUGCAGAAGCCCUUCUGCAGGGCCCGCUUCCAGGAGGGCACCGACCACUGCCGGAGGAAGAUCGACGUGGAGAACGCCAACAUCAUGAAGUGGAGAUCCAUGCACGGCAGAAAACCAUAG